Messenger RNA from Ectocarpus sp. CCAP 1310/34, 331 nucleotides. The record is from the annotation of a GenBank genome assembly. Lineage: Eukaryota; Phaeophyceae; Ectocarpales; Ectocarpaceae.
UCGGUGAUUAGGACUACGGUUCACGGUCGACUUUCCCUGUUGAUACAGUCUUCCCUCCUGUCUCCGCCGCAGAAGUAUUUGCUCAAUGUCUAAAUCGAGGCUUCCCGCGGAACACUUUGCUGUUUGUUCACCACAGAGGUACCCACUACUGCUGUUGCAGCAGUGAUAACGUGUGUGUAUAAUGAACUCUCAGCCCCUUGGUGUAGAUGACCAAGUAGUGCGCUCACUUUCGUUUCCGCUGACCGUUGAUGAUCUCCCAAAUCUCCGAAUCCAGAUUUCCGCUCGAAGUCCACAGACGGAUGUUGUAGUCCACAGCAGUAGGAUGUCUUGA